Messenger RNA from Lytechinus variegatus (green sea urchin), 4414 nucleotides. It is a transcript of the gene lrguk, whose product is annotated as leucine-rich repeat and guanylate kinase domain-containing protein-like. Lineage: Eukaryota; Metazoa; Echinodermata; Echinoidea; Temnopleuroida; Toxopneustidae. The record is from RefSeq and is a predicted model, not a curated record. Gene Ontology annotation, molecular function: protein binding; GMP kinase activity. Gene Ontology annotation, cellular component: cytosol.
AUGAACUUUUUCCUAACAACAACGAAAAUGGCGUCUGUUGCUGCGGAAAGUCGGCCGCAAACUGUGUCGUUUAGCGAUUUAACGGAACGAACUCCAGAAAAUCUAGAGGCUGAAUUAGUACAGGAACCUCCAAUUCAAGUCAACAAUAAUGCCGCUGAUGAUGCAGAAAUUGACUCUGAAGAAGAGGAAGCUGAAGAACAAGAGCCUUGCCCAGAUGGAAUUCUGAAUGAGCGAGCUAUCUCUGCUGGACUCUCCAACCUUGGUAGAUCUGCAGAUGGAACACAACUCACUUUCCUCAACCUCACACUGCCUGGCUACAACCUGCAAGGAAUAAACAUCCUUGAGAACUAUAUUCAUCUUCAAAAGUUAGAACUGCCUUACAACAGAAUAACAGAUAUCACUGUCCUGGGAUGUAUGCCAUACCUUGUUCAGCUUGAUGUAUCCCACAAUGAAAUCACAAACCUCCUGGACUUCAAACCUCCAUUCAAUCUCCAGGAGGUUGAUAUGUCUUUCAACAAGAUCAGUGAGAUGGGAGAUUUGUCGGCUCAUCAUGCUCUCACCAAACUAGUCCUUGACAACAACCAACUGUCGACCAUUGCAGGAGUGGAGAAUUGCCGGUGCCUUCAGCACUUGGGUCUGGCUCACAAUAACAUAUCAGUUAUUGAGAAACUGGACCACCUUCCUCUUAGGUUCAUCAACCUGCGAUGUAAUCAGAUCAGCAUGAUCGAGAACCUGGACACUCUCGUAAGGCUACAAUACCUUGAUCUCUCUGGCAAUGAAAUAUGCAGCCUAGAAGGAUUGCAGAAAUGUGUCUUACUGGAAACAUUGGAUUUGGAGAAUAACCAGGUUGCUGAUAUCACUGAUCUUCAGUACAUCGAGGGCCUGAAGCUACUACGCCAUCUAACCUUGCUAAGAAAUCCUAUCCAGGAUAUAGAAGACUACAGGCUUUCCCUUCUCUUCCGUAUACCACAGCUAAUAGAGCUGGACAGGCAUAAGGUGGAAGUCGAGGAGAAGAUAGCAGCUGUGAAUUUGUUUGAACCACCAAUGGAGGUGAUAGCAGCGCAGGACCACAGACGAGCUCUCAUCUACUCCUCCCUCAAACAAUCCAAGGUUCUUAUGAGUACUUUGCCAAGCAUUGAGACACCUUACCCAAUCCUGGUUCUUGUUGGACCCAGAGGAUCAGGAAAGCAAUCUCUCGCCCAGAGACUGGUGAAGGAGUUCUCAGAAUACUUUGGACUAGGGUUAUUACAUACUACCAGAGGACAACCAGCGGGUGGAGACAAGGAUUAUCAUUAUGUAUCAGCAGAACAAUUUGAAGAGUUGUUGCAAGAGGGAGAGUUCCUGUUGACCUAUCAGAUAAUGGAACAUCGGUAUGGACUGAGCCUCCAAGCCAUAGAGUCUGUCGCUGAAAACGGACUAGCCUGUGUGCUCACCAUGGAGCUAGAGGGUGUCCUGACCAUGAAGCUAACGCACUUCCAGCCCCGCUACGUCCUCCUUCUCCCGCUGGAUCAGACCAAGCAUGAACAACGUCUGCAGGCUGUUGGAAACCUCUCCGCCUCUCAGGUCGAGUUUGCAGUGGAUAGGACCAACCUCUACCAGCACAUGCAUCAGAAUAAACCAGGCUUCUUUGACAGAAGCAUUGACACCACUGACCCUGAGAUGGCCUUCAAGUUGGUUCGCAACCUGGUCCUGUCCUACCUGGGUCUGGCCGUUCCAGACAGCCCUGAACCCUCCAGUCAGGAACAGGACUCGUCCUCCAUCUAUUCCCAGUCUCAGACCAGUUCUGCCAUGAGAUCCGAGAGCCACUCCCCUUCCUUCUCUCAGUCCACUGGUCGACAGGGUCCGCCAGGGAUUGUUGAGAACCCUCCAUCUCCUACCAACAUGAGGACGUGGAUGAAACCUGUCGUUGAUCCUCCCCCUAGACCCCUCAGCCAGAACUCUAAGAAGAGGCAGGAAUCAACUAUGAGUGAUAUAGAAAAGAUCUCAUAUGAAAGGAGAAAGAGUGCUGCCAAGGAAGCCGUCUCUGGUAUCGUACCAAGACCAUUGGAUCAACUUAUCAAUGAACCACCAUCCACAGCACCAGGCAAGCAGUUGGAAGGGCUAGGUGAUGAACCCAACCGCCCCAAGACCGUGCCCAACAGUGCUAUCCGCUACCUGGCGGGGAGUCCUGAUUCCAGCGUUGCGAGUUCCAGGAGUGACUCGAGAAUGUCCAGUCUGUCCGAUGCUAGGGGUAUGUCGGCGUCACCGAGCGGGUCGCAGACGUCCUUCCAGAUGGUCGGUGGUUCUGAUGGACAUGCUUCUAGACCUGGGAGCGUCGGGUCUCUUCCGGAAGAUAGGCCAGUCCUGCCUCCGAUUCAGUCUGGACAGAAUUCAUAGCCUCAGAACUGUUUCCUUUUCUCCUGCUCUCAGGGUUGAGCUAUUAUCACCUUUAUUCUUUCCAAAAGUGUCCCCACAUUGGUAAUCACCAGUAUGAUGCCUAUAGCAUUUUAAUUUAUUUGAUAUACAUUGAAAGAGCAAUGUAGAUGGAAUAGUGCCGUGCUGAGGAUUGAACCCCUAUCUUUUAUAGUCAAGGGCCUUUGACUACCCGACCACAGGGCCUCAUGUUGUUACUAGAGGACAUAUGAUAGCACUAUGAACUUCUCAAUGUGACAAGCAUGACAAGUACUGUCCAUUAAUUCUCCUUUAGGUCUAUGGGGUCACGAAUACCUUUUUUAUGUACCGGUGUAUUUAUUUUAAACAUCUUUUUGUUUCAUAUUUCUAAAUAUAAUUUGUAGAUUGAAUCCUGUUCCAUGAUUGGUCAACAUAGCAUCAUGUGACCAAACAUAACACAUAACAUCGGUAUUCCUUUUAAUGAUCAUCCAGGUGUAAAUUAUCCUAAGGGUUACCAACCAACUGAGAGAAAAUAAAAUAACCCAAUUCAAAGAAACAUAGAUUAUGUAAAUUCACCUAGGGUAACCACUGAAAAUAGAACAGCCCAACUAAAAUGGGACGACCCAAUUCAUAGAAAUAACAAUGAAAAAGAACUAGAGUGAGGAUGUGUGACUGUCCUGGGUGGUUAUGCAAUGAAGAGUAUACAACAAAAGGACGAGCAUUUUUGGAGGAGGGGUGUGGGUGUCUUCUGGUGCCUAUCUAAAGUAAUGUUAAAGUUACCAUUGAACUUAGAGAAAAUAGAAAUACCCAACUAAAAUGGGACGACCCCAUUCAUAGAAAUAACAAUGAGAAAGAACUAAGAAGAGAGUGGUUAAAUGACCUGAGUGGUUAGGUAAUGAAGAAUGUACAACAUAAGGACAAGGUCAUUUAGGAGGAGGGGUGUCCUUUUGACAUGAAGACCAUGUAAAGUAAUCUAAAGUUAACCAUUGAACUUAAGAGAAAGUAGUAAAACCCUAACUAAAUGGAACAACCCAAUUCAUAGAAGUACAAUGAUGAAGAACUAGGAUGAGGACAAUUGAAUGGCCUUGGUGAUUAUAAAUGAAUGAAUGAGCACAUCAGAAUAGGAAAAGAAUUAAGGUGUCCAGAGAAGUAGGGCAGUGACAGAUGUGAUGAAUUAGAACAAAAGUGUAUAUUGAAAGCUAAACUGAAAAACAGCAAACUGAUCUGAACUGAAUAGAUGUCAAACAAAAGCAAACCCAUAUGUACAAAGAACCUUCCUACAAAAGCUUCAGUUAUUAACACAAGUUCACAGAAGAUACGAUGUUGUGUUGGGAAUAUUUCUAGAUAGUAGCUAGAUUUUUAUUGUGUCGCACAUCCAAUGUACUGAAUAUUGGUUUUAAAAAUACCAAAGAUAUAUUAAAAAUAUGCCAGGCAAGAAAUUGAAUUUAAGUUUUCAAGGGUCGGUUUUACAAACGAAUAAUAAUAAUAAUCAUAACAACAAUGAGAAUGAAAGAAUACUGUUUAAGAGUAAGCUUUUAACAUCCUGUUUAUAAAUUAUAAGCACCUGAAGAGCAGAACUAUUGUUUAUUAUUCAUAUUGUAACACAAUUUAGGCAUGAUUAUGUGGAAAGGAAAUAUAUAAACGCUUAAAUGUGUGCAUUGUGUGAACCUGCUAUAACACAUACACCAUUGUUUACUUUGUCAUAGUAUAAUAUCGCUCUUGUUCCCUCUCAUUGGUGCAGUGGGCCCUGCCCCUAAGUCCCAUUUAAAUGAUUUUGUCCUUAGCUAUCACUGUAUAUCAUCAACAACAAAAAAAAGAAUCCAGAGUUUAAACUUUGAAGAAAUGAAGUUGGCACAUGUAAUGAAAAUUAUUUGUACAAAGGGUGUCAUGAUAUAUUUGAAUUGUAAUGUAUCGUAAUAUUUUAUUAAUUUGUGAAAAACAAAGUGUUUGUAAAUUAAAUAAGUAUAUGUAGAGAGACUGUAUAUAAUAUAUGUAUAUAUUUCUGUGUAAAUAAAUAACGUACAUGUGUAUUACCUAAAAUGAU